AUGUUGGCCGACUCACCAACACUGCACCGCGCGUGGUGAAUUCAAGUGACACGUCAAACAGCCGGAGCGACAAAAAAGUGUAAAGUUGGUUUAUAAUUGGGAAAUUGUAGAGGCAACGAGGAGGGGAACCGCGUCAGAGAAUACCGCCACACCUACACCCACAGUCUGCAGCCAGAGCAGUCGCCAUAGCAGUCACUAAUCCGCCAGAGAACGCCAGAGAAUCGGCCAGGAAUCGGCAAGAUGACGUCGCAAGUGCCGUGUUACACGAUUAUAAACUCCCCGGACCUGGACGUCCCCAAUGAGAUGCAACUGAAGCAGGACCUGGAGAAGGGCGACACCAACGUCAAGAUCGAGACACUGAAGAAGGUGAUCAAGUUGCUCCUCAAUGGCGAACGGUAUCCGGGCCUGAUCAUGACCAUCAUCCGGUUCGUACUGCCCGUCCAGAAUCAUACGAUCAAGAAGCUGCUCCUCAUCUUCUGGGAGAUUGUGCCGAAGACCUCGGCGGAUGGCAAGCUACUCCAGGAGAUGAUCCUCGUUUGCGAUGCCUACCGGAAGGAUCUCCAGCAUCCGAAUGAGUUUCUGCGCGGCUCCACUUUACGGUUCCUCUGCAAGCUGAAGGAGCCGGAGCUCUUGGAGCCCCUGAUGCCCGCCAUCCGGGCGUGUCUCGAUCAUCGCCACUCGUAUGUCCGCCGGAACGCCGUCCUGGCCAUAUUCACGAUCUACAAGAACUUCGACUGGCUGGUGCCGGACGGACCGGAGCUGAUUGCCAACUUCCUGGACACCCAGCAGGACAUGAGCUGCAAAAGGAAUGCGUUUUUGAUGCUCCUCCAUGCGGAUCAGGAGCGGGCCCUCAACUACCUGGCGUCGUGCAUCGACCAGGUGCACACCUUCGGCGACAUCCUCCAGCUGGUCAUCGUCGAGCUGAUCUACAAAGUGUGCCACGCCAAUCCCGCCGAGCGGUCGCGCUUCAUCCGCUGCAUCUACAACCUCCUGAACUCCAGCUCCAACGCCGUCCGGUACGAGUCGGCUGGAACUCUCAUCACCCUCUCCCUGGCGCCCACGGCCAUCAAGGCGGCCGCCAGCUGCUACAUCGAACUGGUGGUCAAGGAGAGCGACAACAACGUGAAACUGAUCGUCCUGGACCGGCUGGUGGCCAUGAAGGAGCACGAGGGCAUGGAGAAGGUCAUGCAGGACCUGGUCAUGGACGUUCUCCGCGUCCUGGCCGCUCCCGACAUCGAGGUACGUCGCAAGACCCUCGCCCUGGCCCUGGAUCUGGUCUACUCCCGGAACAUUGGCGAGAUGGUGCUGGUCCUCAAGAAGGAGGUGGCCAAGACCCAUAACGUGGAGCACGAGGAUACUGGGAAGUACCGCCAGCUGCUGGUCCGCACCCUUCACACCUGUUCCAUCAAGUUCCCCGACGUGGCCGCCAAUGUCAUCCCAGUCCUGGUGGACUUCUUGUCCGACACGAAUGAGCUAGCCGCCGCUGAUGUUCUGGUCUUCAUCCGGGAGGCCAUCCAAAAGUUCCCCGCCCUCCGGGCCCUCAUCAUCGAGCACCUGAUCGAGGCCUUCCCUCAGAUCAAGUCCUCGAAGAUCCAUCGGGCCGCCGUCUGGAUCCUGGGCGAGUAUGUGGAGGGACCGCAGAUCCUCGAGGUGAUUGCCGUCAUCCAGCAGACGCUGGGCGAGGUGCCCAUGGUGGAGGCGGAGCAGCGUCGCCUCGCAGGGGAUCAGACGGAGGAGCAGCAGCAGCAGCAGCAGUCCCAGGGAGCCAGCGAGGGAGGAGCCACAGGAUCUGGAUCUGGCAGUGCCAGCACCAAGGUCACAUCCGAUGGCACCUAUGCCACCCAGAGCGCCUACAGCUUGGCACCAGUGGCCAAGGCCGAGAAGCGUCCGCCACUGCGUCAGUACCUGAUGGACGGGGACUUCUUCAUUGGCGCCGCCUUGUCCGUCACCCUGACCAAGCUGGCCCUCCGCUACGCCGAGCUGGAGGCGGAGGCACGCGCCCAGAACCGUCUCACCACCCAGGUGAUGCUCAUCAUGAGCUCCAUCCUGCAUUUGGGCAAGUCCGGCUUCCCCGCCAAGCCGAUCACCAACGACGACACCGAUCGCAUCUUCGUCUGCCUCCGGACUCUGAGCGAGAGGACACCGGAGGCGGUGUCCGUCUUUACGCUGUUCUGUCGGGAAGCUCUCGGCAAGAUGCUGGACGCCCAGGCCGAUGAGGAUCAGCGGGUGUUGAAGGAGAAGCAGAGGGCCGCCGCCAAGGUCCAGCCGGAUGAUCCGGUGUCCUUCGGUCAGUUGUCCAACGGCCGGGAUAAUCAGCUGGGCGAGAAUGUGUUCGAGUCGAGUCUGAACCAGGCCCUGGCCGGGACCAAGAAUGCCCAGAUGAGCGACAUCUCCUCGCCGAAUAACAAGCUCAACAAGGUCACCCAGCUGACGGGCUUCUCCGAUCCGGUCUAUGCCGAGGCCUACGUGAAUGUGAAUCAGUAUGACAUCGUCCUGGACGUCCUCAUCGUGAAUCAGACCAAUGACACUCUGCAGAACUGCACCCUGGAACUGGCCACCUUGGGUGAUCUGAAGCUGGUGGAGCGUCCGCAUCCGGUGGUCCUUGCCCCCCACGACUUCUGCAACAUCAAGGCCAAUGUGAAGGUCUCCUCGACAGAGAAUGGCAUCAUCUUUGGCAACAUAGUUUACGACACCGCCUUAAACACCAAUGUCGUGGUCCUGAACACCAUCCACAUCGACAUCAUGGACUAUAUCAUUCCGGCCAGUUGCACGGACACCGAAUUCCGGCAGAUGUGGCAGGACUUCGAGUGGGAGAACAAGGUGACCGUCAACACCAGCUUCACCGACCUGCACGAGUAUCUCAGGCACCUCCUGAAGAGCACCAACAUGAAGUGCCUUACGCCGGAGAAGGCGCUCUCCGGCCAGUGCGGUUUCAUGGCCGCCAAUAUGUAUGCCAAGUCCAUUUUCGGGGAGAAUGCCUUGGCCAAUCUGAGCAUCGAGAAGCCCGUAGAUGAUCCCGAUUCCAAGGUCACAGGACACAUCCGCAUUCGAGCCAAGAGUCAGGGCAUGGCCUUGAGUCUGGGCGAUAAGAUCAGUUCUUCGCAGAAGCAAUCGGUGCAGGCGGCCUAGUGGAUGUGGAACUCGAACGGGAAUGGGAAUGGGAAUGGGAUUAUGAUCUGGCCGUGGACGACCAGUCAUCACCAGGAGAGACGCAUCUAGACCGCAUUCCGCAUCAGAAAUUCUUCAAUUUAAACUCUAAACGUUACAACUUAUGCCUAAAAAUAAAAAAGAAAGAAAGAAAACAGAAAAAUAUAUAUAUAUUAUACCUUAACCUCAAAAUAA
Molecule: messenger RNA, 3342 nt
Organism: Drosophila ananassae
Lineage: Eukaryota; Metazoa; Arthropoda; Insecta; Diptera; Drosophilidae
Gene: betaCOP
Product: coatomer subunit beta
Exons: 6
Coding region: 241-3129 (962 amino acids)
Biological process (GO): intra-Golgi vesicle-mediated transport; endoplasmic reticulum to Golgi vesicle-mediated transport; intracellular protein transport
Cellular component (GO): COPI vesicle coat; cytoplasm
Molecular function (GO): structural molecule activity
Source: RefSeq, a predicted model, not a curated record